UAGUUGAUUCGAAAGAAUAUCACAGAUUUCUUCUAUUUCGUUUCCAAAAGAACGUCUCAACAAGAAUCGAAUCCCACAACCCCAAAAUUCAAGAACUAAAACCCUUCUCUUUUUUUUUUUUCGUAUAAAUAAUUCUCAGCUUUCAUAUACAGUGCUGAAAAAGCCUCUUCUAAACUCUGUUUUGCAGCCUUUUUUCCUUUCCCUUUUUCUAGAUUCUCUGCCACUCGCCGUCGCCGUCGUCGGCUGCCGUCUUCGGGUUGAGCACCACUGUAAUGGUGGCGUUGCAUUAAAUUCUGAGCCCCUUCCCUACCUUACUAGCCCUUUUCGAUUUCAGCUCAUUUAAAGCGUUUCGAACCCCCAAAAAAAAGUGACGUUUCGAGUGAGAUCUGCGAAGAUUUAGACGUUUGAUUUCAAGAGGAAGAGCAAAAUGUUGGGACAGAAGCAAGCAGAAGAAGCGAUUGUGCCGACCGCCGCAAACGAGGUGGAGCACGGCGGCGGAAAGGAGGAAGGGGAAGAAGCUGAUGGUGGAGAACAGCCACAGAACUCUGUUUUUCAAAUGAAAAACCUCCUCUGGCACGGCGGCUCCGCUUGGGACGCUUGGUUUAGCUGUGCUUCAAACCAAGUGGCUCAGGUGCUUUUGACUCUGCCCUACUCAUUUUCACAACUCGGAAUGCUCUCCGGAAUCAUCUUUCAGAUUUUCUAUGGGCUGAUCGGAAGUUGGACGGCGUAUUUGAUCAGUGUUCUAUAUAUUGAAUACAGAAGCAGGAAGGAGAAGGAGAACGUUAACUUCAAAAACCAUGUCAUUCAGUGGUUCGAAGUGCUUGAUGGACUUUUGGGACCUCACUGGAAAGCCUUGGGGCUCGCUUUCAACUGUACUUUCCUUCUGUUUGGAUCUGUCAUCCAGCUUAUUGGAUGCGCAAGUAAUAUCUAUUACAUUAAUGACCACUUGGACAAAAGAACAUGGACAUACAUUUUCGGAGCAUGUUGCGCCACCACUGUUUUCAUCCCUUCUUUUCACAAUUACCGGAUUUGGUCUUUUCUCGGCCUUGGAAUGACCACUUACACCGCCUGGUACUUGGCUGCCGCCGCCCUAAUCCACGGCCAGAUUGAAGGCGUUACCCAUUCCGGGCCGACAAAACUGGUGCUCUACUUCACUGGCGCCACCAAUAUUCUUUACACCUUCGGCGGCCACGCUGUCACUGUGGAAAUAAUGCACGCGAUGUGGAAACCCCAGAAGUUUAAAUAUAUUUACUUGAUGGCCACGCUGUACGUUUUCACUUUAACGCUUCCGUCAGCUUCCGCCGUCUAUUGGGCUUUUGGCGAUGAGCUUCUCAACCAUUCCAACGCCUUCUCCCUCCUUCCCAAGAACCGCUUCCGUGAUGCCGCCGUUAUCUUAAUGCUUAUUCAUCAGUUCAUAACAUUUGGGUUUGCAUGUACGCCGCUGUAUUUCGUGUGGGAGAAAGUAAUAGGAAUGCACGACACAAAAAGCCUGUGCUUAAGAGCAUUGGUGAGGCUGCCAGUGGUUGUACCAAUAUGGUUUUUGGCUAUUAUUUUCCCUUUCUUUGGUCCAAUCAACUCCGCCGUCGGCGCUCUCUUGGUUAGCUUCACUGUCUACAUCAUCCCCGCCGCCGCUCAUAUGCUUACUUACAGAAAAGCUUCUGCAAGACAGAAUGCGGCGGAGAAGCCGCCGUUCUUCCUCCCAAGCUGGACGGGAAUGUACGUAUUGAACAGCUUCAUAGUGGUGUGGAUCUUAGUAGUCGGGUUCGGGUUCGGCGGGUGGGCCAGCGUCACCAAUUUCGUCCGACAGAUCGACUCCUUCGGCCUCUUUGCCAAGUGCUAUCAAUGCAAGCCUUCUGUUGCCCCUCCACCGACACAUCGUCACUGAGUCCACUCGCUUCCCAACUCGACUCUCAACUCACUCACUCUAUUUUGUAACAUAACGUCAAUAUGGUUUUGUGGAGGCAAAAUAGUAAUAUUUUCCUCUUUCUUCAAAAAAAAAAAAAAGCUUUAAUUUUCAUCUGUGUGUGUCUUGGAUUUUUGUUCUAUUUCAUUUAAUUUUAUCUAUUAGUUCUUAGUGUAGUUCAUUUUAA
Molecule: messenger RNA, 2090 nt
Organism: Benincasa hispida (wax gourd)
Lineage: Eukaryota; Viridiplantae; Streptophyta; Magnoliopsida; Cucurbitales; Cucurbitaceae
Product: auxin transporter-like protein 4
Source: RefSeq, a predicted model, not a curated record